Messenger RNA from Boeremia exigua, 1422 nucleotides. RefSeq lists its product as uncharacterized. NCBI's taxonomy places the organism in Eukaryota, Fungi, Ascomycota, Dothideomycetes, Pleosporales, Didymellaceae. The record is from RefSeq and is a predicted model, not a curated record. The transcript is spliced from 4 exons. Bases 1 to 1422 code for a protein of 473 amino acids. Gene Ontology annotation, molecular function: single-stranded DNA binding; single-stranded DNA 3'-5' DNA exonuclease activity. Gene Ontology annotation, biological process: resolution of meiotic recombination intermediates.
AUGCCAGUAUCGUCUUGUAUUCAGUCGUACUUUGUGUCCUCCCCAACUAAGAACAGUGAUGGUUUCACUGCCGACGAAGUGCAGUCAAUGAAGCCGGCAGGUGCGCUCGAUGUAUGGACCCCUACGGCCGACUAUGAAGAAGCUGACUUGGGUGCUCUCGAGCCUGGUCCGCGGAACCUGGUGCUGAUGGGGCGCGUGGUAAACUUCUACGACGUAGCCAAGCCCAGCAAGCGUCACAAAGCUGCGCAGGGCUAUAUCAAAAUCAUGCUCGCCGAUGAUUCGGGUGUACUCACUGUAAGACUUUGGUAUGCAAACACCGAGUACAACCUGCGCCUAGGUCAGCUUAUCACUAUCUGGACUGUUCACAUCUCAAACAGCUCGGAGCACAAUGCUCUUGCCCCUAAUACUGCGCCAUACUUCACCACAAUAUUCCCGGAAGGCGAGCGACACUGCCACUUUAUGGUGCACGAGCACAGCGAUAACGGCGCUCGGUUCAAGCGACCGUUCGGUCGCGAGGACUUUAGAACGCUACCUGGUCUCAUGACGCUGAGAAGUUUUACUGACGGCGGAUAUGACGUUGAUGAGCCUAAAUUGCUCGUCUGCGUGAAGAGUAUUGGAGCAAGGAAACGAUAUAUCAACCGCAACGGUACCACUUCUGAGCUGGUCACCCUGGGUAUCUUCGACGAUACAGCUGAUGCCACACUGACCCUUUACUCUGGUCUUUGCAAUACAGCAACUUCCUUGCAGCCAUCUCAAUCCGUUUUGCUGAUUUCAACCCCUGGCUGGCGUAUCGAGAGAAUAGCUAAACUAUCACUCAACGCUAACUCUCGCGUCGACAUCGACCCAGACACAGGCGACACUCGACGGUUGCGCGCACUGGCCCAACGACUCACAAAGAAAGAGCACGUCAAUCCACCCUUCCCUGCGAUCGAAGUAUCAUGCUUUGAGGGAAGUCCCGUGCGUGCGCUUUACAGCUUUGCUGACAUCGAUAAUGUUGCGUGGGCAAACCCGCUUGAGGAGGUACUAGGCUACGUUUCCUGCAUCAUCACUUCACUUAAUAUUGUUGUGCCCUACAAGCGCAACAUGCUACUGAGCGCAGAGUGUUGCGGUAUCGCAGUCUUUGCGAACGAAACAAGUACAACUUGCAAGCAGUGCGAGAAAUUAGUCAAACUGAGACUCAAUCCUAGGAUCCUUGGUCCGGUUCUUGAUGAAACUGGACAAGUAGGCAGCGGAAAGCUCAUCAUGUCCGAUCGUGCAUGGGAAGAGCUCCUUGGCCGGACGACAUCACAGCUUGUGCACACCGACAUCGAUGUGCUGCGAUAUCUCGAACAACGGCUUCUGUUCUUGAGAGUUACGAUGGGCUUCGCUUUGAAGCUUGAAGACGAGAUCGGGAGGCUUGCUGUCUGGUGCGUGAAGAAUUAG